Messenger RNA from Styela clava, 1940 nucleotides. The record is from RefSeq and is a predicted model, not a curated record. Lineage: Eukaryota; Metazoa; Chordata; Ascidiacea; Stolidobranchia; Styelidae.
AGCCAAUUGAAAUUUACUGGCCUGUAAUGUACGACCACAAUUCAAACUGAUUAGCUCCUGCCGAUUCAGUGGUAACUAAUUACUUCGCUUAUAGAUGGUCAGAUUUUUAGGUCUAUUUUAUUUUCUUGAUGGGUCUCCUUUUUUCCUGAGCGUGACCUGGCUUUGAGCUUCUCUAGUAAGCUUGAUUUUGGUUUCAUCCAUAUUGAUUUCUUAACAAAUAUAUUGACAUUAAUAAUUGCACAUAUAGAUAAAACAGGGUUAAUGAAACCAAAACAAUGAUGUUUAUACUGUAGAUGCAUUUUGCCAAUGGGAAAAUUAAAUUCUUGUAAUGUCCUAUACAUAAUCUUUAUAUGAGAUGUGUAUAUAGCCGUUAAGGGACACUCAGGUAAAUUAACCUUCAAUAAAUAUAGGUAUGCUGGACAUAGGUAUAUUUGUAGCCAACGAUCAAGUUGUUUACAUAUCUAUGUAUUACAGCACGGUACAUAUCGGCGGGAGACGUUCCAUUCAUUAAAGUUGCGAUAGUACAUAUUUCUAAAAUAGUUUGAGAAGCCAAAAAGGCUGGUGUGGUCUCUUAUUAGGAAUUAAUUCCACUGGCAGCAAUAGGUCAAAUUUUGAAAAUAAUUUUACGAUGAAUACUGGAAGGCUUGCUGGGAAAGCUGCUAUCGUAACAGGCGGUAGCAGUGGAAUAGGACAAGCAAUUUGUCGAGUAUUUGCAAAAGAAGGUGCCAGUGUUGCAGUUCUUGAUAUCGACAAGAUCGGGAUUGAAGAAACAGUGAAAUACUUACCUACAAAAUUUGGAAACAAACAUUGUUUUAUCGAAUGCGAUGUUAGCUUGUCAGAAGAUGUUGCAAAAGCGUUCAAAAUAGCGGAAGAGAAUCUCAACAAAAAAGCGUCAAUUUUAGUUAACUGUGCCGCCAUUUUGAAAUCAUGCUUUUUUAACGACAUACCCGAAAAAGACUUUGAUGAGAUUAUCAAAGUCAAUUUAACUGGAGUUUUUCUGAUGUCAAAAAAAUUUAUAGCAUCAAUGAGCAAUGAAACGAAUGCUGGGAAUAGGGGAUCAUUGAUUAACAUUUCAAGCAUUGCCGGAAUCAGAGGAAGUUUUCAAGCUGGCAGUUAUUGUGCGUCAAAGUUCGCAGUGGUUGGAUUGACGAAAACAAUUGCAUUAGAGUAUCCAAAGCAUAAAGUUCGGUGCAAUGCCGUUUUACCAGGUGGAAUUGACACACCAAUGCUAGCCGGAUCUUGCGAAAACAUCGGCGAAAGAUUCAUAUCCCAAACACCGAUGCAGCGACUUGGUAAACCAGAAGAGGUCGCUAACGCUUGUUUAUUUUUAGCAUCAGAAGAAAGUUCAUAUGUAAACGGAGCUUGUUUGGAAGUUACCGGAGGAUUUCGUUGUUGAAAAACUCGUAUAGAUAUCUCAUAAUUCGAACACUUGUAUAAGAUAUAAAUGAGAUGUUUUUACAAUAUAUAUCUGUAAAAAGCGUCCGUAUUUUUUUGAUUGUAAAUUACAUUCAACGUGUUGCCGUUUAAAUAAGUCUUUUUAAGGGGCUAGUUUCGCACAUAAUCGAGUUUAUUUUUUUUCUAAACUUCUUUUAUCAGAAAUUCAGAUUGCCAGAUGUAACCUUAAUAUUUAUAAAUUGACCCGAAAAGCAUGAAAUGCCAAAUUAUAAGAAAUUAGUGUACAUUGAUUUUCCUCAAGAUAGUUUAGAUAUUGUGUUUCAUCAGAAUGCUUAGCAAAAUAAUCUUAACAGACUGUAUCGAUCCUUUCUUUUCAGCAAAGACUGAACUUAUCAUCGACAAUUUUAUUUUGAUCGUUGACUGAUAGAAUUUGUUGACAUAUUUGUUGGCUGCAAUAAUAUAAAAUUAGAUCAAUAUUUUAAAAUUGUCAAGAUUUUUAUAGAUAUAUACCAAUAGCUGGAGUAACCCAAUACAAUUGAACACAA